AUGAAGUCCGGCUAUUUGGUUGCCUGCUUUGUCGCUGUGGCAUUGACUACUAUUGCCACCCAAGGAGACGCACAGAAUUCGACAAAUCCUCCACCACCCCCUGAGAAUUCGACAAAUCCUGCUCCAGCGCAACAGAGUCUAGUAAGGCCCGUCCUUCCGCACCCACACGGCUGUGAUUGUAAAGGUGAAUGCAAGAAACUUCGUCAUGGUCAAGUUCCGUACAAACUCGCGGUAAGUAAAAAAAAAAAAAAAACUAGUGGCAAGACUUCAAACUUUGAGAUAAACUCUAAAUUUCGAUUUGUAAAAUACUUUAAAAUAAUUGAAAUUAAUUCCGAACUUCUAACUAAAGACUUUAGUUACAUUUGUCUCGAAAUCAAGAAAUGUACCUAAUAUGCACAGAAUGUUGAUAAAAUCACAUACCAAAGGCCUCGUUUCCAUUUUAUCCAGACGCUAAGUCAGUACUACAUACCAUAUUUAAAUGAAGAAAUCAGAGAGGAAAAAAGAAAUUUCACGAAAAUGCCUUCACUUUAGCUUUCACAUAUCUAGAGAAAUGUUAGAAAAACGCGAAUUUCACAGUCAAAGUAACUGCUUUGCAAAGAAGGGAAUCAAUUUAUUUUGCCAAGGAAAAUAUCUAUAUCUUUGCGAUAUCUUUUGAAUUGCUUACCCUAGGAGAUGGUACGCUCCUGUUACCCUGUGCUUUCCUUUGACAAUAUCGCUUAACAUAUUUGUAUUUUGCUAACUUCAUUACGGUACACUCCUGACCUUGUAAGAUACGAUUUUAUUUGGUUAAUUGUUUUAUUUAAUUUUUCAGGACAUACACAACUACCUCAGCUACGAAAAUUAUCCCAUCUUGUGCCGUUCAGCAUCGAGUAAUUAUUACGGUAAACCACCAAAGAAGUAUGUCUGCAAACAAACCUUCGAUUGCUGUCGUUGGUGCAACGCAUUUUUCUACAAAUGCUUGAAGGUUUACAACUUCGGCUAUUGUAUUCGUAGCUCCUACAAAUGCAUGUGCCGGUGUAUCGACAAUUCCAACAGAAAGGAGCUGCCGUAUUACAUCCCGGCGGGCAGAAAGUAACUUUAUAAUCAAAGCUCUUACGAACACAAUCGACAAUCGAUGAGUACAUGACUCGUUUUAAGCCCUCUUGAUACUUGUAAACAAUUUAAAUAAGUGAUUUUUAGACGGAAUAAGUGAUUUUUAGACGGAAAUAGCAUCGGCUUUAGCACUAGCUAGUUGAAAAACCAGAAAGACUUCUCUGUUUACUACAAAUAAAGCCACUCAUUUGUUUGUAAGACGUAUUUUGGUUGUUAAUAACUUUGCAUUUGUCAUAGACAGUAUCGCGGUAAGUCAAAAAAAAAAAAAAAAAAACUAGUGGCAAGACUUCAAACUUUGAGAUAAACUCUAAAUUUCGAUUUGUAAAAUACUUUAAAAUAAUUGAAAGUAAUUCCGAACUUCUAACUAAAGACUUUAGUUAAAUGGUAAUGCCCUGAGAAUUCGAACGUCCACAUUUGUCUCGAAAUCAAGAAUUGACCUAAUAUGCACAGAAUAUUGAUAAAAAUCACAUACCAAAGGCCUCGUUUCCAUGUUAUCCAGACGCUAAGUCAGUACCACAUACCAUAUUUAAAUGAAGAAAUCAGAGAGGAAAAAAUAAAUUUAACGAAAAUGCCUUCACUUUAGCUUUCACAGAUCUAGAGAAAUGUUAGCAAAACGCGAAUUUUACAGUCGAAUCGAAGUUACUUUGCAAAGCACGAAAUCAAUUUAUUUUUUCAAGGAAAAUACCUAUAUCUUUGUGAUACCCUUUGAAUUGCUUACCCCAGGAGCUGAAAGGCUUUACCCCGACUAGUGCGCUUUCCUUUGACAAUAUCGCUUAACAUAUUUGCAUUUUGCUAACUUCAACGGUACACUCCUGACCUUGUAAGAUACGAUUUUAUUUGGUUAAUUGUUUUAUUUGAUUUUUCAGGACAUACACAACUACCUCAGCUACGAAAAUUAUCCCAUUCUGUGCCGAUCAGCAUCGAGUAAUUAUUACGGUAAACCGCCAAAGAAGUAUGUCUGCAAACAAACCUUCGAUUGCUGUCGCUGGUGCAACGCAUUUUUCUACAAAUGCUUGAAGGUUUAC
Messenger RNA from Porites evermanni, 2117 nucleotides. Lineage: Eukaryota; Metazoa; Cnidaria; Anthozoa; Scleractinia; Poritidae. The record is from the annotation of a GenBank genome assembly.